UUCAAGACGAAAGGAAACGAGUGUUUCUGUUUGGGUUAAAUUAUUUUGAACUUAAUUAAUGUAAUAUUAUAUUAUUUUUUAACAAAAUGUCUGGUUCAUAUAGAUUUCAGAAUUUCUUCAACACUUUAUACUACAGACUGUCAGAACCAGAAAGACAACAUUUGAGGAAUGUAUACAGUUGUGUAGCAUUAUCCACCUUUGUUGCUGCAGCUGGAGGAUAUAUUCAUGUCUCAACAGACUUUUUGCAGGGAGGAAUGUUGAGUAGUUUGAUUUCCUUUGCUUUUCUGACUGCCUUAGCAACAACGUCAUACAAUGGCAAGAACACCACCAUCAGAUUAGGAUUUCUCUUGGCUUUUGCCUUUUGUGCAGGACUUAGUCUGGGUCCACUUCUAGAGAUUAUCAUCAUGGUAAAUCCUAAGGUCAUUCCGUCAGGAUUUCUUGCUACAUCUGUUAUAUUCAUCUGCUUCAGUCUUUCUUCUAUUCUGAGUGAACAAGGGAAAUGGCUUUUCAUUGGAGGCAGUCUCUUUUCACUUUUGUCUACUGUGGCUUUAAUGCAUCUUGUAAACAUGAUGGUUGGGUCAACAUUCCUUUUUCAGGUUAAUCUCUACAUUGGUCUCGUUGUUAUAUGUGGCUUUAUUUUGUACGAUACUCAGAUGAUAAUAGAGAAACAAAGAAGUGGUGAAAGGGACUUCAUCUGGCAUUCAGUAGACCUGUUUCUGGACUUUGCAGACCUGUUUCGAAAGUUACUGGUUAUUCUGACUCAAAAGGAGAAUUCAAGGAAAACACGACAAAAGGAAAAUGAUGAUUCUAAGAAAGAAUAAUGAUGAAAUACACGUUUUCUCUUCUCUUAGCUAUUGAAGUGAACCAAACUGCUUGCUUGUGCUUGUCAUACUGAAUGAGAAUAUUUGUCUGACUUAAGCACUUCUUAACCAACCAUAUUUUGAUUAAUUUAUUCUAUCUAAUAAGUGUUUUUUUAUGCGAUCAUGUAAUUCAAUAGUUAUUUAUGUGUAUACUUUAUGUUAAAGAAUUGUUAAUAUUAGGUGCCAGAAUUAGCUGUUUAUUACUUUCAAAAGCAGGAGAACAGUAGUGCUACCAAACUUGGCACAUAUUUUCAUUCUACAAAUCAACGAAAACAUUGUAUUUAAGAAAUCAAGAGCACACAGGGAGAUGCCUCGGGUAUUACUUGGAGACCUUAAUGCUUUCUGUUAAAUGCUUUUUACAUGUAGUUUGCUAUAUUGGUGAAAACUACUGUCAGGUGAACAGUGUAAGAAAGACAGUUAAGAAGUUCUAAGCUUUUACUGUUAUAACAACAUUUGAAAGAAUAUCUUUUUGUACAUAAGGCAUGGAAAGGAGCAAGCAUUUUGCCUGAUGUACUGCCUUGUCUUAUUUUUCAUAUACAUUUAGAUGACCGAAAUUUAUAGGUACUAAUAUACCUCAACAAAUAUUUACUAGGCUAGUUAUGUUCCAAAUACUUCUUUAAAAUUUGUAUAACAUUCUCUUUGAUUGACAUUAAAGCUAUCUCAUAUCAUGCAUGUUACCACACGGAAGCUGGAAACCAGAUUACUGUUCACAGUAAACUUUGUCAUUUUGUUCUGUUUAAGUAACUGGAAAGUCUUUUAGUGUGGUGUUAGAUCAUUGAAAGCUUUAAAAAAUAUUGUAUAAGCUAGUUAAGUAGUUUUAAAGUAUUGUUAACAUACUUUCGAUGCCAUUAAUUGUCAGUAUUGUUUUAAUCAUGCGUAAAAUGACUGACAGAAUCAACAGAUGACGAUCCAUAUAAAUAAGGUUAAUGUAUAUGUGUCAUCAUGCUACAAAAAUAGCUUUUACAUGGAAUGCUUCAAAUUGUUUAUGCCAUCCACUCACAGCUUGUAUAUGUAUUUAAAAAUAGCAUUAAUAUAACACUUACAGUUUCUGAUAAUGAAGUUAGAAAAUAAAUGUUUGUGUGUGCGUGUAUAUACAUUUAUGUCUUUAUUAUUAUUUAACACAAAUUAUUAAUUUGUUUUUUACAUGAUAUUCAUCUAUGUGUACAUUAUCUAAGUAUUAAAAAUUAAGUAAGAAUGAAGAUUUGGUAAAAGAAACUGAGAUUAAGUUUUGUUCAGUAGUAGUUAGUAUGUAUAUAUAUAUAUCUGUAUCUUUAUUUCAACAGUAACUUCAGGCAUUUAGUAUGUUUUACAAAGUAAUUUGUGUUGUUUCUUGGUUUUAAUAAAGUUGCUAGAACCUAACCAACUGCUAAAACUAUAGUCAGAUAUACUAGAUCAUAAUAUACAAAUAACUUGUUUUAUUUUUUUAUAUUGUCAUGAUCUCUUGUAUAUUACAUUUACUGUCCUGUCAUUAAUUAGUAGUGUUAAGAUCUCUUAGUGUGUAUCUAGUCCUAUACUGGCUAAGUCAGUACUUAUUUUCAUUAUUUAAUGAUAAGAUUUUUUUUUUUUUAGUUUUAAUGAUGUCUACAGUAGUAAGGAAAGAAAAUCUUGCAUGUGUAGAACUAAAGAGAGCUUCUUACCAAUGAUUGUGGAAGAGGAGAGAUAAUAUCUAACAAGAAUGAGUAUGGAAUUAAGGCUUAUCAAUGAUCUGUGUGCAAGUUAGAAAAGUAAUAUCUCAUUAAUGAUGUGUGUGGAAGUUAUGAAAGCUUAUCAGUGAUGCUUAUAGAAAGAAAUAAUACCUUCAGUAAAAUACGCUGGAGUGUAAACAUGUUUCAUAGAAAAGAAAACGUUUUUCCCAGUAAUAAAUUUAUCAUCUCAAUGUUUUGCUUUGUGACAUCUUUAGAAGGUUAAAACCCUAUUGAUAGUGCUAAUAGGCUCAGAACCAAGGGUUGAUUAAGGUGGGGUCUGUAGCCCCAGACCCAGACUCAAAAAAAAAAAAGGUCCAUUAUGAGGUUAAGUUUUUUUUUUUACUUCAGUCACAAUCAUAAUAGGCCCUGGUGGAAAACUUUUGUCCUAGGCCUGUCUGACCCUUAAUUCAGAACAGCCAACUCUGUAUUAUCUAGUAGUUGUUCUAAGUCCACCACAAUGAUCAAUUGUGUUAACCUUUUGAAAAAGCCACAAAGCUAAGCAUUCAGUUAAUAAAAAGUUUUUCUUUGGGGUAAUAUCUCAACGUUUUAUGAGGAAGUAAAGAAAGAAUAACGUGUUAAUGGUGUAUGUGGAAGUAAGGAAAGAAUAGCUUAUGAAUGGUGUGCAUGUAUGUGGAAGUACAUGUAAGGGGAGAAUAAGUUGUUAGUUAUAUGUGUGGUAGUAAGGAGAAAAUAUAUUAUCAAUGAUGCAUGUAAAAGAAUAACUUAUUAAUGAUAUGUG
This is a messenger RNA of Limulus polyphemus (Atlantic horseshoe crab), 3284 nucleotides long. RefSeq names its product probable Bax inhibitor 1. The record is from RefSeq and is a predicted model, not a curated record. The coding region runs from base 87 to 821 and encodes 244 amino acids. The transcript is spliced from 8 exons. Gene Ontology annotation, molecular function: enzyme binding. Gene Ontology annotation, biological process: cellular response to unfolded protein; negative regulation of endoribonuclease activity; negative regulation of apoptotic signaling pathway. NCBI's taxonomy places the organism in Eukaryota, Metazoa, Arthropoda, Merostomata, Xiphosura, Limulidae. Gene Ontology annotation, cellular component: mitochondrial membrane.